AUGUGAACCAGAAAAGUAUUUUAGCAACCACACAAAAAUGUAUCGUUUUAUGUCGAAUUCUACUAGACUGGCAGGUCGUCAUGCAAAAAGAUGUGUCACACUUUAUCACUCAAAAACUGGUGUAUAUGGUUACAAGCCUUACGCGGAAUCAGACAACGAAAAAUUUGUUAUUCAAGGAGAUGCUUUGCAAAACAGAAUAAGAAAUGGAAAUAUAUAUCAAUUAGUUCAAGCAUAUAGAAAGUUUGGUCAUCUGAAAGCAGACCUCGAUCCUUUAGGAAUUCAAACUAGGAGGAAUCCGUCCGAGUUAUCACUAGAGAGAUAUGGUUUAUCUAAUGAUUUAAAUCAACAGAUUAAUACGGCUGGUAUAUUCUAUUCUAGUCAAUCACAAAUAUCUAUUGAUGACUUAGUACAACAACUAGAAGAGCAAUAUUGUCAGGGUAUAGCAGCAGAAUUUGAUCAUUUAGUUUCUGAAACAGAGAGAGAAUGGUUUGCUGAAAACUUUGAGAAAAAAUCACAGAUAGGAAUUAGUGAUGAAAGAAAAACUGAUCUUGCAAAACUUCUUCUGAAAUCUCAGACAUUUGACCAUUUUCUGGCUAACAAAUUCACCACAGUUAAAAGAUAUGGCGGAGAAGGAGGAGAGAGCAUGAUGGGAGUUUUUGAUGAAAUAUUCCACAGUUGUUCUGAAUAUGAUGUCUCAAAUGUAGUAAUGUGUAUGCCACAUAGAGGUCGGUUAAAUUUUCUAACCUGUAUGUUAAAGUUUCCUCCAGUUAUUAUGUUACAAAAGAUGAAAGGUAAAACAGAAUUCCCACCUGAUGUUAAAGGAACUGGUGAUGUCCUCUCACAUCUUUAUACUUCAAUUGACUUAGAAUAUGGAGGAAAAAAUGUUCAGGUGUCAUUUUUGCCCAAUCCUUCACAUCUAGAGGCCAAUGAUCCUGUAGCUGUUGGUAAAGCUAGAGCUAAACAACAAAUGUUACAAGAAGGUGAAUAUAGUUGUGAUGACAAGUCGCAUGUUGGUGAUAAAGUUCUUUGUUUACAAGUUCAUGGUGAUGCUGCCUUCAGUGCUCAGGGUAUUGUAGCAGAAACAUUAAUUAUAGCUGAUUGUCCUCAUUUUACAGUUGGUGGAUCAAUUCAUCUUAUAGUUAAUAAUCAAAUAGGUUUUACUGCAGAAGCAAGACAAGGCAGGUCAUCAACGUACAGUAGUGAUAUAGGUAAAAUUAACUCUAUUCCUGUUCUACACGUGAACUCUGAUUAUCCUGAGGAUGUUAUAAGAGCUACAUCAAUAGCAAUGAAAUACAGACAGAAGUUCCGUAAAGAUAUAAUAAUAGAUUUGAUGUGUUAUCGUAAAUAUGGUCAUAAUGAACUGGAUGAUCCAGCCUUUACUAAUCCUCUGAUGUACCAGGCGAUUAACUCCAGGAAGAGUAUACCAGAUUUAUAUGCUGAAAAAAUUGUUAGUGAAGGUAUAUGUGAGAUGUCUAUAUUAGAUGAUACAGUUAAAGAAUGGAAUACAGUAUUACAAUCAGAUAUAAGUAAAGUAGAUUCAUAUGUUAUACAGCCAUUUCAUCUAUUAAAACAAUGGAGUAAUAUACAACAAGCUGGUGAUGUUAUUUCUAGAUGGGAUACAGGUGUUGAUAUAGAUACACUUAAAUUUAUUGGUGCUAAAUCAGUGGAAAUUCCUGAAACAUGGAAAAGUCACUCAACCAUACAAAAAACACAUUUAGACAGACGGAAACAAAAAUUGAUGGAAGGGAAAGAAUUAGACUGGGCAACAGCAGAAGCCCUAUCUAUUGGUUCAUUACUUUAUCAAGGUUUUAAUGUACGUAUAUGUGGACAAGAUGUAGGUAGAGGUACAUUUAGUCAUCGUCAUGCUAUGGUUAUAGAUCAACAAACAGAUGAUAUGUAUAUACCUUUAAACAAUAUUAGUGAUACACAACAAGCUUUCUUUGAGGUAGCAAACAGUGCUUUAUCAGAAGAGGCUGUACUAGGUUUUGAAUAUGGCAUGAGUUUAGAAAGUCCAAACAAUUUAAUUAUAUGGGAAGCCCAAUUUGGUGAUUUUUUUAAUGGUGCACAGUCCAUAAUAGAUACUUAUAUUACCAGUGGUGAAACUAAAUGGUUAUUACAGAGCGGUAUAGUUAUGUUAUUACCACAUGGUAUGGAUGGAGCUGGACCAGAACAUUCUAAUGCACGUAUAGAAAGAUUUCUUCAGUUAUCUGAUAGUAAAGAAGAUGGUAUUGAUAGUGAUGAUGUUAAUAUACAAGUUGUACACCCCACUACAUCAGCUCAAUAUUUCCAUCUUUUACGAAGACAGAUGGUAAGAAACUACCGGAAACCUCUGAUUAUAGCAGCACCAAAAGUUAUUCUUCGUCUUCCGGCAGCAGCUUCAGAUCUUUCCACAAUGGGACCAGGCACAGAAUUCCAAACAGUUCUUGGAGAUAGUACUAGUAUUAAACCAGAUGCGGUAGAAAGGGUCAUAUUUUGUUCAGGAAAACAUUAUUAUAAUCUAGUCAAAGAAAGAGAAAGUAGAAAUAUAAAUAAUACAGUAUUCAUCAGACUUGAAAGUCUUUGUCCUUUCCCGGCAGCAGAAAUUCAAGCUGAGUUGAGCAAAUAUUCUAAAGCCAAAGAUUUUAUAUGGAGUCAAGAAGAACAUAGAAAUAUGGGAGCUUGGUCUUUUGUGGCACCAAGAUUUGAAAAUGUAGUUGGUUGUAAGUUGAGAUAUUCUGGGAGAGAUGUAUUGAGUACAUCUGCUGUAGGUAUUGGUGAAUUACAUCAAAGAGAAGUAAAAGAUAUAAUGGAAAAAACAUUUAGUUGAUCUGUGAUCUCAUAUUUUACAACUACUGUGAAUUCAGUGAUAUACCGGUACUUAAUAAAUAGUAAGUCUGAUGGAAAAUAUUAGUCCUAAUCAAGAAGUAAAAUUGAAAAAAUGUAAUAAAAAUAUUGAUACAAUUAAGAUUAUAUGUAUGGUCUGUGUUGUCAAUAAAAGUUAGGGGUUUUUUUUUGUCAAAGUUUUGGAAAUUUCACCUAAAACGUUGCCCAUGCAUCUGCAAGAUGAAAUAGGUGUAUGUCCCAGUUUUAUUCAAUAUAUAUUGUUAGAAAUCUUUUUAUAUAGAAUAUAUUUUAGAUAUGGUUUAGUAACUAUGUACAUCUAAUGAUUAUUAAAAACAAAAUUUAAAAUUCGUGGUGCCAAUGUUUUUGUUUUUGUUCUUGUUUUGUUUUCUUUUUACUAAAAUAGCAUUAUAAAAUUUUUCUUUUUACUAAAAUGGUAUUAUGUAAUUUUUUAAUGAAAUCUGCCCCUUGUUAGUUCUUGAUUUGUUAUUUUAUUGCAUUGUAUUAUCCUAAAUUGAAAUGUUUAGAAUACUCACUGUUAAUUUUAUAUCAGUUGAAGGACAAUAUUGGUAUCAGUCUUUAUCAUAUAUUCUUCUUUUAAAGACAACUAAUCAUGAUAUAAACUAGAAGUGAUAGAACUUCCAUUAUUUAUUACUUCCAAGUCCCAAUGUCAGUGUUUUAUGUUUCUUAUUUGUUAGUUAGUCAUCCCGGUUUCUAUUCAGAUUUUAUGUGUGGUGCAGUUCUCCUGCAAUUACUAUUAAAAUAUUAUAAUGAUAUUAUAUUUUAUAUGAUUUAAAUAUACCUAUAGUUAGAUCAAAUCUAUAUUUUGUUGCUUAUUUAAAUGUAUAAGAUGAUGUGUUUCUUAUUAAAUAUGUACAUAAUGGGA
Patella vulgata (common limpet) is the source of this 3706-nucleotide messenger RNA. Its product is annotated as 2-oxoadipate dehydrogenase complex component E1. The transcript is spliced from 23 exons. Bases 38 to 2806 code for a protein of 922 amino acids. Gene Ontology annotation, biological process: tricarboxylic acid cycle. Gene Ontology annotation, molecular function: thiamine pyrophosphate binding; oxoglutarate dehydrogenase (succinyl-transferring) activity. Lineage: Eukaryota; Metazoa; Mollusca; Gastropoda; Patellidae. The record is from RefSeq and is a predicted model, not a curated record.